GCUCCCGGCGCCCCGCACCAAAAUGGCCGCCGCGCCCGUCCGUACGGCGGCCCCGAGACGGCAGUUGGUGGGCAUGCUCCCUGCGUGCCCCGCACUGGCAUGGCUGCCGCCUUCACGGGAGCGGCUGUAAUUCUCGGCUUCCGGUCGUUGCCGGCCGGCGCUCAUUUCUCUUCUGGAAGCUUAGUGGAGCCGGGGGAAGGUGCGCCGUGAACGGAGAGAGGGAACCGCGAGCAUCCGCGCCGGCUGCUACCGGGGAAGAUGGCUGAAGGCGAGCGGCAGCCGCCGCCAGAUUCUUCAGAGGACACCCCUCCAGCUACUCAGAACUUUAUCAUUCCAAAAAAGGAGAUCCACACAGUUCCAGAUAUGGGCAAAUGGAAGCGCUCUCAGGCAUAUGCUGACUACAUCGGCUUUAUCCUUACCCUCAAUGAAGGCGUGAAAGGGAAGAAGCUGACCUUCGACUACAAGGUCUCUGAGGCCAUUGAGAAGCUGGUAGCUCUUCUUGAUACGCUGGAUAGGUGGAUUGAUGAGACCCCGCCGGUGGACCAGCCUUCCCGGUUUGGGAACAAGGCCUACAGGACCUGGUAUGCCAAACUUGAUCAGGAAGCAGAGAACUUGGUGGGCACAGUGGUUCCCACCCACCUGGCUGCGGCUGUACCUGAAGUGGCAGUUUACUUGAAGGAGGCUGUGGGGAACUCCACUCGCAUUGACUACGGCACAGGGCAUGAGGCUGCCUUUGCUGCUUUCCUCUGUUGUCUCUGCAAGAUCGGGGUGCUCCGGGUAGACGACCAGGUCGCUAUUGUCUUCAAGGUGUUUGACAGGUAUCUUGAGGUUAUGCGGAAGUUGCAGAAGACAUACAGGAUGGAACCUGCAGGCAGCCAGGGCGUGUGGGGUCUGGAUGACUUCCAGUUCCUUCCCUUCAUCUGGGGCAGCUCACAGCUCAUAGACCACCCCCACCUGGAGCCCAGACAUUUUGUGGAUGAGAAGGCGGUGAGCGAGAACCACAAGGACUACAUGUUCCUUCAGUGCAUCCUGUUCAUCACUGAGAUGAAGACCGGCCCCUUUGCAGAGCACUCCAACCAGCUGUGGAACAUCAGUGCUGUCCCCUCGUGGUCUAAAGUGAACCAAGGCCUCAUCCGCAUGUAUAAGGCGGAGUGCCUGGAGAAGUUCCCUGUGAUCCAGCACUUCAAGUUCGGGAGCCUGCUGCCCAUCCAUCCUGUCACGUCAGGCUAGGAGAGGCCGAGCCACCAGAGCC
This is a messenger RNA of Onychomys torridus (southern grasshopper mouse), 1252 nucleotides long. RefSeq names its product protein phosphatase 2 phosphatase activator (gene Ptpa). The record is from RefSeq and is a predicted model, not a curated record. Gene Ontology annotation, cellular component: cytoplasm; protein phosphatase type 2A complex; nucleus. NCBI's taxonomy places the organism in Eukaryota, Metazoa, Chordata, Mammalia, Rodentia, Cricetidae. The transcript has 10 exons. The coding region runs from base 259 to 1230 and encodes 323 amino acids. Gene Ontology annotation, biological process: mitotic spindle organization. Gene Ontology annotation, molecular function: protein tyrosine phosphatase activator activity; peptidyl-prolyl cis-trans isomerase activity.